Chelonoidis abingdonii (Abingdon island giant tortoise) is the source of this 871-nucleotide messenger RNA. RefSeq names its product cortexin 1 (gene CTXN1). The record is from RefSeq and is a predicted model, not a curated record. NCBI's taxonomy places the organism in Eukaryota, Metazoa, Chordata, Testudines, Testudinidae.
AGCAAUGAGCAGCUGCCUCCCUGCGCUCUCCCUCUCCAGGAGUGACUCGGCUCCUUCCCCCAAGAUGGCAAGCAGCGCAGUUGGGAGUCGCUGGGAAUGAGGGGCUGGCCCCCCGGUGCCAGGCAGGAGCUCUUGGCUGGAGUCGUGUGGCCCCAUUUAGCCCUGGACUAGCCCUGGGCAGGCGAUUGCUCUCUGAGCACUGGCACAGCUGCAAUCCAGAGCUGGCUUCAUCCCCAGCUGGCUGCCAGUGUGCUUGUGGGCCGGGAGGAUGGCUGCAGUGUGACCAGCCCGCACCCUGGCCCAGCUCCCUGCGUGGCGGGCGUGCUACGGCACGGCAAUGAAUGAUGCGUCAACGAUGGAUUAUGAACUGCUGUCCCCCUCCCUGGUGGAGCCCCCCGCCACCGGCCUGGGCAUGGACGCCGAGCAGAAGACGGUCUUCGCCUUCGUCAUCUUCCUCCUGGUCUUCUUGGUGAUGCUCAUGGUGCGCUGCUUCCGCAUCCUGCUAGACCCCUACAGCCGCAUGCCCGCCUCAUCCUGGACUGACCACAAGGAGGGGCUGGAGAGGGGCCAGUUCGACUAUGCGCUGGUGUAGUGGGGCCAGGAGCUCAGUGCGCCACCCCUGCCCCUGCCUUUCUCUGUGGAACUCUACCCUGCCCCCCAGGGAUGCUGCCAGCUGGGAGGGUGGAAGGGGCCUGCCUGGGUUUGUCUCUUUUUUAGGCACUCUCCAUUUUCUCCUCAGGCUGCAGCACCGUGCGCAGCUUGGAUAUUUGGGGGGUCUGGUGAGGGGGUGUCUGGUGUAGGAUGAGCCUGGCGAGCCCUAGAUUCAAAACAGGCCCCCCUCCCCCAGAUGGCAUUCUACCGUGCUUCUCAG